Recurvomyces mirabilis is the source of this 993-nucleotide messenger RNA. RefSeq lists its product as uncharacterized. The record is from RefSeq and is a predicted model, not a curated record. The coding region runs from base 1 to 993 and encodes 330 amino acids. Lineage: Eukaryota; Fungi; Ascomycota; Dothideomycetes; Mycosphaerellales; Teratosphaeriaceae. The transcript has a single exon. Gene Ontology annotation, cellular component: mitochondrion. Gene Ontology annotation, molecular function: Y-form DNA binding; DNA endonuclease activity; flap-structured DNA binding.
AUGGCCGCAGCGACCCUGACUGCACUAAAAGCAGCACAGCUCAAGCAUGCCACCUUUCUGCUUGGUCUCCCGAGUAUAGGCACAAAGUCAGAGCUUGUUACAGUCCUGGCUAGACAAGCAGACUCGUCCCAAGCCCGGUCAGAGAACAGUCAACGUAUCCUCAGCGUCGACAUGGGGAUCCGUAACCUCGCCUAUUGCGUCGUCGAUACUGUUCCAGCCUGGUCCAAGCAUCGAAAUGCUGAGCCAAGCACAUAUUUGCAUAUAUCUGCAUGGUCCAAGACAGAUCUACUAAAAGCGUCACCAGGAUCGAAGGCUUCGGCGAAGUCAAAGAAUGAUGCUGAGCCCAGCCAGGAAGUUGGCAAGAAGACAUCCAACGAGGCGUUCACUCCAUCUCAGAUGUCCAAGACGGCCUAUCAGAUCACACAGAAGCUGAUAGCCCACAAGCCAGACAGUAUCCUGAUCGAGCGUCAGCGCUUCCGCUCUGGCGGCGGAUCCGCCAUCCAGGAAUGGACUGUGCGAGUGAACAUGCUCGAGAGCAUGCUCUGGGCAUGUCUACAGACCCUACAGAUGCAGAAGUCAUCUUCCGGCUUUCCCACUAUUCAUGAGGUCAAUCCCGCACGAGUGGCCAACUUCUGGGUACCGAGUGCACCCGUACUACUUAGGCCGUCGCGUACAUUAUUCGACGCAACGCCAUCCAAAGUCACGGCAGAGAACGAUGGAUCGUCUCGCAAGAAGGUGCAGAAGAAGGACAAGAUCAACGUUGUGCGCUCUUGGCUGGGGUGCAGUGGCGACGUCAAGCUGACAUUCGAAGGCGAAGCGGCUGCCAUGGCUGACCACUUCCGCUCCAACACGGGCCGGGGCUCUGCUAAAAGCACUGAUAUUGGCAAACUCGACGACCUUGCAGACUGUCUACUACAAGCAGCGGCCUGGGCAAGAUGGGAGGAAAACAGACGUGCUUUCGUCGAACUUUUAGCCAAGCAUGCCGCAGGUUGA